Messenger RNA from Colletotrichum higginsianum IMI 349063, 354 nucleotides. RefSeq lists its product as uncharacterized. Lineage: Eukaryota; Fungi; Ascomycota; Sordariomycetes; Glomerellales; Glomerellaceae. The coding region runs from base 1 to 354 and encodes 117 amino acids. The transcript has a single exon. The record is from RefSeq and is a predicted model, not a curated record.
AUGACCAAGCAUCGUAACCGGCUCAGCAGGCUUAAGAGGACCAUUCGCAUGCUUCGAGGCCUUCCAAUGCUCUCCAUGAACAACAUCGGGGCCGUCACCCAGCGUCUGCAGGGUGUGAUCAUGGGCGACGCCAUCGAGGCGCUGCCGGAUUCCGGGUCGGAGCCGAACCUGCUCUCGCUCGAUUAUGUUGUCCGCCGGGAUAUGCGCGAAUUGAUUAAUACGAACAACAUCCUCAUAAUACAGUUUGCGAACGGCACCGUUCAGAAGACCAUGAGCUCCAUGUGGCCGAACUGGGCGUAUGCGAGCUCGACGGGCGACGAUGCCGACGACGAGUGGUCGGAGCACUUUGUGUAG